Molecule: messenger RNA, 1941 nt
Organism: Wallemia ichthyophaga EXF-994
Lineage: Eukaryota; Fungi; Basidiomycota; Wallemiomycetes; Wallemiales; Wallemiaceae
Product: 3-phytase A
Exons: 10
Coding region: 1-1941 (646 amino acids)
Molecular function (GO): acid phosphatase activity
Source: RefSeq, a predicted model, not a curated record
AUGUCACACCGACCCAGCGCCGACAACGGCCCAUUGCUCCCGCAACACAACCGCGAUGACGACGAUGGCGAUAAGGAUGUGAUAUUCGACGAAGCGGCGCCUUUGAACGGGAGUCCUGGCGGCACGCACAACCGGACCCGCAGGCAGAAAUGGCAGUCUCCUCGAUCCAAGAAUAUAAUGGUAAUCUCAGGCUGUCUGUUUAUAAUCCCGAUAUUGUGUCUGCUAAGUCCGCUCUUGGCGCUCGACACACUCGUACCACAUCCCCCGCAAGAAGCACACGCACCCAAACACCACUUCUCCCUGACUGAUGCCAAGUCUGACGCCGGCUCACAUACGCAGGACCACCGCCCGUGGCCCACGGACGACGGUUUCCCAUCUGAGCCAUUCAGGACCGAUCUCGGUGACGUUGGCGGUACUCAGACUGGCGCAGAAGCUUUCAUCGUACAGACUGCAGCUGCUUAUCCACUCGAAUCUGCCCUUAAUCCCGCUAUCGUUAAGCCUACUGCUAAGGAUGCUCGCGGACCUGAUGAUUUUGACGUUUUGAGACACCUAGGCCCCCUCACGCCUUACACCUCUUCGCCUAAUUACCUCCCAACCACUCCACUCGCGCCUGACACCUGUCAGGUCGAGGAGGUGCAUAUGCUACACAGACACGGAUCGAGGUACCCCACGCCGAACUCAAUGCCGCUUAGAUUUUCCGAUAAAUUGUCCGCGGCUGUGAAAGAAGCGUAUGAUUCAGACUAUAACAUUGGCUUCCACGGCGAGCUAGCAUUUCUCAACGAGUGGAAGUAUGCACUUGGAGAAGCCAUUCUCACUCCAGUGGGUAGAUGGCAGCUCUACAAUUCCGGUGCUGGUUUCCGACUAAAAUACGGCCAUCUCCUCACCAAACUUACAGAACACAAGCCAGUAUUCCGUACAACGACGCAAGACCGCAUGUAUAAAUCAGCCAUCAACUGGCUCGCAGGUUUCUUCGGCGUCGAGAGCUGGCAGGAAGAGUCGCACCUAAGCAUCAUGCAUGAAGCAAGUGGAUACAAUAACACCCUCGCCCCGUGGGAGAUUUGCCCGCGCGAGGAUUCAUACCAAAGCAAAGCGCAUGUCGGCAAAUGGAGGAAUAAGUACCUCCGCAAUGCGCUAAAACGCCUCAACAAAUUAGCUUUUGGGUAUGAGUUUGAAAUUGGCGAUGUUUUUGCAAUGCAGGAAUUGUGUGCUUACGAGACAGUAUCACUCGGAUACAGUGAAUUUUGCCACCUAUUCACUAAGCAGGAAUGGGAGGGCUAUGACUACUCAUGGGAUCUGCAAUUCUACUAUGACGCCGGCUUCGGUAGCCCCACAGCGCGCGCACAGGGGCUGGGAUGGGUUGAAGAGACUCUCGCGCGCAUCACCAAGCAGACGCCUGCGCCAUAUGACUCGACUACCAACUCCACACUCAAUGAGGACCCCGUCACAUUCCCCCUCGAUAUGCCAAUGUACACGGAUUUCACACACGAUACCGUCAUAGCAAAUGUCGUUGCCGCGCUCAACCUCACCCAAUUCGCAGCUCCUCUGCCAUCUAAUCGCAUUCCGCGCCCUUCGCGUCAUAGCAGUCGUUGGCGUACUUCACAUAUUUCGCCUUUCGCGGGUAAUCUCGUCGUGCAGGUCCUGAGUUGUGACGGGGGCGAGGGUAUUAGUGAUGUGAGUGAAAAAGAGGACGCUUGGGAAAUCACAAAAACACAUAAGGUGCCACGUGCAGGCAGAUACAUCCGUCUUGCGCUCAACGACGCCGUACACGACUUGUCGGGUUUGGGCUGUCCAUUCGAUGACGAGGGCUUGUGUCCGUUGGACACUUUCACAGAUGCACUCAACAGGGUGAGAGAAGAGGUGGAUUUCGAGGGAGAUUGCCACGGAAAGUGGGAUAUGGGGGCAAACGAUCAUGUCUCCAGCGGUCGCCCGCCUGUGCAAUAG